This is a messenger RNA of Eruca vesicaria subsp. sativa (arugula), 1666 nucleotides long. NCBI's taxonomy places the organism in Eukaryota, Viridiplantae, Streptophyta, Magnoliopsida, Brassicales, Brassicaceae. The record is from the annotation of a GenBank genome assembly.
AAAGAAGUAACAAGAAAAGAAAGAAAAAAAAAAGGGAGGGGGAGAAAGAAGUGUUGGGCGAUGAAGAGGAACGCACUAUGGCUACUGCUCGUUCUAAUGUUGCCGGCGUUAGCAUGUGGUAGGAAACCGGAGAAGAAGGUAACUGCUUCGUCUGGAAGGAAAGAGGAAGACCUUGUUACUGGUUUACCCGGUCAACCACCGGUUAACUUCAGACAUUACGCCGGUUACGUGGAUCUAGGGCCUCGACAGAAGCAAAAGGCACUUUUUUAUUGGUUCUUUGAAGCCCAACACAACUCUUCUCGUCGUCCUCUCGUCCUUUGGCUCAACGGAGGACCGGGUUGCUCAUCAGUAGCUUAUGGAGCUGCACAAGAACUAGGUCCUUUUCUUGUUCGCACCAACAGUGGCAACCUUACUUUCAAUGACUUCUCUUGGAACAAAGAGGCCAAUAUGUUGUUCUUGGAAGCACCGGUAGGAGUUGGAUUCUCGUAUACUAAUAACUCAGUGGAUCUUGGAAAAAUUGGAGAUCAAGUUACUGCAGAAGACUCUCUUGAUUUCUUGAUCAACUGGUUCACUAAAUUUCCCGAGUUCCAGUCCAACGAGUUUUACCUUACCGGAGAAAGUUACGCCGGUCACUAUGUUCCUCAGCUUGCGGAGGUUAUUUACGAUAGAAACAAGAAAGUUCCAAUAGACUCUCGCAUCAAUCUCAAAGGUUUCAUGAUUGGGAAUGCGGCGAUCAACGAGGAAACAGACAUGGCAGGACUAAUAGACUACGCAUGGAGCCACGCUAUAGUAUCUGACGAGCUCCAUAGUAACAUUCAUAGCACGUGCCGUCUUGAGGAAGAGCAAACGAGCAACGCGACCAUACAAUGCUACGAAAACAUCAAAGCUUUCAUGGAAGCUUACAACGAUAUCGAUAUAUACAGCAUCUAUACUCCCGUUUGCCUCUCCUCUGGUUUGUCAUCUUCUUCUCCAAGAAGACCUAAACUCGUCGUGUCUCCUAGUUUCUUCACUUAUCACGACAUGUGGGAUAGGUAUCCUGCUGCCGGGUACGAUCCAUGCACUGAAGGCUAUACCGAAAAUUACUUUAACCGGAAAGAUGUGCAGGUCGCACUCCAUGCAAACGUUACAAACCUUCCUUAUCCGUACACUUCUUGCAGCGGGGUAUUAAAGGGAUGGGGUGAGGCUCCAACCACCGUGCUUCCCAUCAUCCAGAAGCUUUUAAAAGGUGGCCUUCGCAUCUGGAUCUAUAGUGGAGAUACGGAUGGGAGAGUACCAGUAACAUCUACACGUUAUAGCAUAAAGAAGAUGGGAACUAAAGUGGAGUUACCGUGGAGGUCAUGGUUCCACAAGAGUCAAGUGGGUGGAUGGGUUGAGACUUACGCUGGAGGACUAACAUUUGCCACCGUUAGAGGAGCUGGUCAUCAGGUUCCGGUCUUUGCUCCGGCGCAAUCCCUCACUUUGUUCUCUCACUUUCUAUCUUCCACCCCAUUGCCUUCAAAACGUUUCUGAUCAUUACCGCGAAGUGUGGCAAAGUUGUUGGUGUAGUCUUGAAACCGUAGUGUGGUGCUUAAUGUACCCCAUUGAUGUUAUGAGUUUAUAUUGAUCAAUAAAAACAAUUUGAAAUUUUCGUUUGUUGGCAUCACUUUUCAGUUAUAGUCUUCGUAUA